This is a messenger RNA of Plasmodium coatneyi, 3945 nucleotides long. RefSeq lists its product as uncharacterized. Lineage: Eukaryota; Apicomplexa; Aconoidasida; Haemosporida; Plasmodiidae. The record is from RefSeq and is a predicted model, not a curated record. The coding region runs from base 1 to 3945 and encodes 1314 amino acids. The transcript has a single exon. Gene Ontology annotation, molecular function: metal ion binding.
AUGCAUGACUACGCGAGAGUGAACCACAUAGACCUUGAGCAAGACCUCACGGUGGACGAGUACUACUCGGUGAAGUCCGGACUAAGAAUAAUUCUGAGCAAAAUCAAGAGCCCCAAAAUAUAUGGUUACUUCACCCUACUGACGGAGGCCGAAAAUGACGAGGGGUUGCCGCACACUUUGGAGCAUCUCAUAUUUCUUGGAAGCCACAAGUACCCAUACAAAGGACUCCUAGACUCAUUAGCCUACAAAUGUCUAUCCGAAGGAACGAAUGCCUGGACGUCCAUUGAUCAUACCUGCUACACAAUAGAGACCUUUGGCAUGGAAGGGUUUAGUAAUAUCCUACCCAUUUAUCUAGACUUCAUCCUAAACCCAACCCUAGCCGAUGAUAUGUUUCUGUCAGAAGUGCACCACAUAUAUGAAAAUGGAACUCAUAAUGGAGUGGUUUACUCAGAAAUGAAGUCCAUAGAAAAUAACUGUGAGAAUAUUAUCGAGAGGACAGUCAUAACGAACCUUUACCCAAAUGAGAAAAGUGGGUACCGGUUCGAGACAGGUGGUACUUUGGAUGGGUUAAGGAAAACCAACAACGAUCGUGUGAGGGAAUACUUCAAAAAGUAUUACAAGCUGGACAACUUUGCCAUCAUAAUUUUUGGCAAUUUUAACAACGACGAUAUAUUGAAUAUCAUUCACGAGUUUGAGCAGUACCACUUGGAGUUGAACCCGGACCAGUUACUGGGUGGGGUGGACACGACAAAGGGAAAAGUGGAUAGCUCCCCCGCGGAGCAACUCUUCAUAAGCCACAUGCAAAGCCCGAAGAGACCCUGGAGCGAAGAGUGCAACGUCGAAAGGAGGAACGAUUCCAGAAUUGUAAAGAAGUAUUAUCCGUGCAAUAACCUGAACAACGGGCAGGUGUGCCUUGCCUGGAGGGGAUGCGAUUGGGCUGAUUUUCACACCAAGUUGGCCAUAUCCCUGUUGGGCAACUACCUCACCGACUUGACCACCUCCCCUGUUAGCAAGCGUCUCCUGGAGGACAAGGAGAACACCUACUGUAGUGGUUUGGACUUUGCGCUGGAGGACCUGAAAGGGAACUACUUUACCAUCGACAUUUACGACGUGGUAUACAAGUUCAAAAUGGCCAACGGGGCGGAGAAGCAACCACAAGCGGAGAAACCACAAACUGAACAACCACAAACGGAGCAACAAAAAACGGAGCAACCACAAACGGAGCAACCGGAAGAGAAAUCGCCCAGAGUGUACGACCCCAAAAUGGACGAAGUAGGGGAAAUUACACGCAAGUGCCUGCAACAGGUCCUGGAAGAGCCGCUCAACAUGGAUAGGAUGAAGAACAUCAUUGUGCGGUCCUACCUGCAGCAUCUAAAGGAUCUCGAGGCAGCCCCACAGUACCUCCUAAACGAAUUUAUCAUAAAAUAUUUUAUCUAUGGGAAAAGCAAGGAAGACCUGAACAACUGCCUGAAUUUGAAAAAGGCGUACGAGGAUUUGUUGGGCGAAAAGGAGGAAUACUGGAAGGAGGUGUUAAGGAAGUUCUUCGUGCAGAAUAACUACGUCGAAGUGAGGUGCUACCCAAGUUAUAAGAAGGCCAAGCAGAUUGAACUCUUCGAGAGGAACCUAAUCGAAAGUGAACAGAAGAAAUACGGGAAGGAGAAGCUCCAAGAAAUGGCCAAGCAGAUUAGGAAAAUUAAGGAGAGCUUCGAGAAGAAACCUCCUAAGAGUUCUCUCAACGUGGUUGACUCUGCGAAACCACAGAACGUUCUAAUAGAGGGUCUCACCGUGUUCCGCAAUUUUGAGCUUUUGCAAAAGGGGGAGAAAAAAACAGAUACCUCAUUGGGAGCGUCAUCGAAUGAAGUGGACACCCCACAGGAUGUGUCCUGUGAAAAUGCCAAGCUGUUGAGCUCCCUCGAAGGGGAUCUGAAGAGAGUAAUUUUCCCAAUCCAGCUGAGCCACAUUCCAUCCAACUUCGUAUCCAUAAAUGUGCUAAUAAAUUCGAGCAACGUGGAUGAGGAGUUGCAGAAGUAUAUUCCCCUGUUGAGUUACCUGCUCUUCGAGACAGACGUAGAGGUGAACAAGACCAACGUCAAGUGUGAGUUAUUCACAGAGGAGCUAAUAAGACAUACAAUCAACUACUGUUGUAACUACGGUUUGGGUGGGAAUGCCAAGAAUUUCAGAGCGGGAAGUUUAGGAAAUAUUCUCUGUAUACAAAUUGUAGGUUUAUAUGAACACUAUGAGAAAUUAUUUGACCUCCUCUUUUUAUCGAUGUUUAAAAUGACCCUAACGGUAGAGAGGAUGGAAAUUAUUUUGAAAUCUGCUUAUCAGAAUUUGUUGCAAAAAAAAACGAAACCGAAGACGCUGGUAGUUAAUAUGGAAUACGCUCUUCGCUACUUGAAGAAUAGCCCCUCGGGAAUUGUUUCCAUUGGACAGCAAGAAAUGAUUCUUGAACUAAUUGAGGAUAAGAACAACCUAACCCAGUUGUACGAUAAGCUGAACACUUUGAAGGCACAGCUCUUCGACUUAAACAACUGCGUCAUUGCCAUUGAUGCGAACUUUUGCAAAAUUAAAAAUGUCUUCUCCUGGUACGACCGCUGGUUUGAGGUUACUUCCCCUGGGGAGAAAUGCGCCACCCCAUCUGAACUGCAUAAGAAGAACUACACGGUGAAUGCCCCAUACACGGAAUUCACCUUCAACCAGGCCAACGCAGCAAAUUUGGCAAAUUCGGCAAAUGAGGUUAACCCUACCAACCCAGGUAACCCUUCCGAUGCUGAUAACAAGCCCCCCGGGGAGAAGGAACCUGCCUCCUAUUUCGACGUAACCAUCACCAACGGUGCGGAGUCGAAAGGAGAAACGCAGGGAAAUACCCCCCAAAUGUAUAAACAGAGCAAACAGAACAGCUCCGAAAAGUACAUAUGCCUAGGCCCCAGUGUGCACAAAAACCUGAAGGAGUACCUAAACGCGGAGUUCGAAAAGGAAGACAAAAAUUUCCAACUCAAUUUGGUGAAGGAGAAAUCCUACAAUGGAGUCCUGUGCGGAUUGAAGAGUACGGAUGUUUCUUAUCUGAAGCUGACUGUUAAGGUACCCGCAGGAUAUGAGCACGAAGAUUACUGUGCACUGUUGCUUUUGCGCGAAUUCUUCUGCAUGACGGAAGGACCCCUCUACAACAGCAUUCGGGGAGGAGGAUUCGCUUACGAAUGUGCCCUAGACUUUAACUGUAUCCAUGGGGAGCUAAGCUUACGCAUAUAUAGAUCAAGUGAUAUAAUUAGCGCCCUGAAGGAAGCACUUCACAUUUUUGACUACUACUGCAAGAACGAAAUGAAGGAGGAUGAAAUUUCUCUUGCGAAAAGUAGCGCAUAUUACACCAUCUUUAACAACCAGGAGACCAUAUCAGAUAGAGCCUCGCAGACCAUUUUUUUGAGUAUAAAAAAUUUGCCCUUAAAUUUUUACAACAAUUUGUUAAGGCAAAUUGAAGGCAUCACGACGAAGGAUCUGCAGAAAAUUUGCCACAAGUACCUCACUCGAAUUGUAAACUUCAGAAUCGACAGGAGUAAUGCUCUGAUCGGUUCGACCCUCUGCAUCGUGUGCUGCUCCGAUAAAAUGGAGGAGAUCCUUGACAGCCUUAGGAAGGACGUGAAGGUGGGCCCCAUUUGCUCCCUCAGCGUUGGGCAACUUUUCCACUUUUUGAAAGACUACGAUAUUGGUGCGGCUCUUGGUGGGACGGCGGUCGAUGUGGUUAGUCGUCCAGUGGACAGACCCGUCUGCUCCGCCAACGUGGACGACGAUGAGGAGGACGAUGAAGAAGAUGACGAUGAUGAGGAUGACCAUUAUGCCGAUGGUGGUAGCCCUGUUGGGGGUGAAGACUACACCUCCUCGUCGGCCAAUUCUACCUGCUCCGUGUUGUCCGAGGAUGACAGCUACCCGGGGUUCUCCGAGGGGUACUAA